AUGCUUUAUCUUCAAUAUCAGCAUUGCGCACAGAAUAAUCGGGGGUCUCCGAGAAUCUAUCCAGGACAAGCUGGAAAUGAAUUCGGUGUGGACAUUGUCCCAAGCCGUGAACUACGCUUUGAAGGCAGAGAUGCAGAUCAGUCGGCACACAAGAACAUUAGUACCCGCCGAUAUAAUCCAGAGCAGAGCAGUGAGGGAAGUAAACCACACCAUGUAAGCGGAAUUAAACAAGCAGUGCCUUCACCGAGCGGCGCUGGAAUACUGGGUGCUGAACCAAGACCUCCAGUGGCUACACGACCCAGAUUUCCUGCUAAGGAUGCUAAUCCGUAUGUAAAACCUGCCACUCUCAAAUGCUACCGCUGUUUCCAACCCGGACAUAAGUCCAAUGAUUGCCCCAAUCGACAGCAAAUUCAAUUACUUGAAGGAGAAGCUGAGGAUGACCAUUAUAGUGCUGAGAACAUCAAUGCACGGGAAUUCGAAGACCUCCAGGCGGAUGACGGCGAACCCGUAGUGUGUGUGCUUCAAAAGCUCCUAAUAGCACCUCGCCAACCCAAUAACUCGCAGCGUAACUCCAUAUUUCGUACCCGUUGCACAAUCAAUGGGCAGGUGUGCGACGUUCUGAUAGACAAUGGCUGCACAGAGAACGUCAUCUCGCGGUCGGUGGUACAAAAAUUGCAUCUUAAGACGACACACAAUCCAAGUCCGUAUAAAAUCAGCUGUGUGAAAAAAGGAGUAGAAAUCGCUGUAACCGAAAUGUGUCGGGUGACAUUCUCGAUUGGAAAGAGUUAUGUGUGCGAGGUUCUCUGCGAUGUGUUGGACAUGGACAUCUGCCACUUAAUCCUUGGGAGGCCAUGGCAAUUUGACGUAGGGGUUGUCUAUGAUGGGCGCGCAAACACUUAUUCUUUUGAAUGGAAACAACACAAGAUUCGGCUACUUCCGCAUGCUGUCAGCAGCGGCGAGAAGGGAAUUACUGAAAAAUCUGCAAUGUACAUUGUCUCGGGGCAGACUCUUAUUGAUUCCUGGAAAGAAUCCUCUCUAAUAUGGGCACUCGUAGCUGUUUCAGCACACUCAGAUAGUCUGCGACCAGAACUACCCGCAACUGUUAGUGACAUACUGAAUCAAUACCGGGAGGUGUGGCCAGCGGAAUUACCCAACGAAUUGCCCCCAUUGAGGACGCUGCAGCAUCAGAUCGAUCUCCAUCCGGGGGCUAAUUUGCCAAAUCUACCUCAUUAUAAAAUGAGUCCGCGGGAGCACACUGCUCUGCAAGGCAUCAUUGAAGAGUUGCUCCAAAAAAAACUCAUCCAUCCCAGCCUGAGUCCGUGCGCCGUCCCCGCCUUACUCGUACCGAAGAAAGACGGCAGCUGGCGAAUGUGCGUAGACAGUCGAGCCAUCAACAAAAUAACUGUCAAGUACCGUUUCCCGGUGCCUCGCAUAGAAGAUAUGCUCGAUAAACUGGCUGGUGCCGUGUUGUUCUCCAAAUUAGACCUCAGGAGCGGGUAUCAUCAGAUACGAAUAAGGCCCGGCGACGAGUGGAAAACGGCAUUCAAAACCAAGGACGGUUUGUUUGAAUGGCAGGUUAUGCCAUUUGGACUAUGCAAUGCCGCCUCAUGA
Messenger RNA from Dendrobium catenatum, 1611 nucleotides. RefSeq lists its product as uncharacterized. Bases 1 to 1611 code for a protein of 536 amino acids. NCBI's taxonomy places the organism in Eukaryota, Viridiplantae, Streptophyta, Magnoliopsida, Asparagales, Orchidaceae. The transcript is spliced from 2 exons. Gene Ontology annotation, molecular function: zinc ion binding; nucleic acid binding. The record is from RefSeq and is a predicted model, not a curated record.